AUGGUCGUCUUGUCUGCUCUUCUCUUCUCCUCAAUCUCGAGUGAGACUCGUUUAUUCAAUUGUCCUCGCGACGAUUCGACGCUUUUACGCACUUUUCCGAUAAUUUAUGCAUUCGCCUCAGGCACUGGUGACCCAGUGCUGUGGCACCACGGUUUCUGGUGGUGCAUCAAGCCGCGUCUUGACAUGUUUUGCCGUUAUCCUACAUUCUCCCGUUCGUCCCCCAGCCCUGGAAAUGGACAUUGCCGACAAUCUGGCUGUCGGUGUCGUUGCACCCCAAUUCGAGCUGUAGACCUGAUGCAGCGAUACGAGAUUUCGCCAAGGCAGAGAAGACUGUUGCGUCGCUGUUACGUCAAGACUUCAAAAAAUGCUAAUUUUGGCCGACCGACCAAUAUCAUGCAGAACCGCUCCUCUGUAAAUCGGACACAUCGCGAUUUCUAUCCUCACGCAUUGUUUACAUGCGAAUUGAAUAUAUUUGCAGAAAUCAUCAGUUGA
Molecule: messenger RNA, 492 nt
Organism: Protopolystoma xenopodis
Lineage: Eukaryota; Metazoa; Platyhelminthes; Monogenea; Polystomatidea; Polystomatidae
Source: the annotation of a GenBank genome assembly